CUUGAUCUUUGCACUAUUUAUCUAAUCAGGAAGUUUUCCGGAGGUCUAACUAGAUUUUUUUGUUUCCUUUCAGCACGUAGGGUACCUGUGCCUGACGAGAGAUUCGAUUAUCUCUGCGAGUUCCAUAAACCUGCUAGCAAAGUCCCAGCAUUCUUGAACGUGGUGGAUAUUGCCGGGCUGGUGCGAGGGGCUGCCGAAGGACAAGGGUUGGGCAACGCGUUCUUAUCCCACAUCAAGGCUUGCGAUGCUAUUUUCAAUUUAUGUCGUGCAUUCGACGACGAGGAUGUAAUCCACGUGGAUGGAGACGUGAACCCAGUUAGGGAUCUGGAGACCAUCGGCGAGGAGUUGCGGCUGAAGGAUGAGGAGCAGCUCAUGCAGAACUUUGAGAAGCUCGACCGCGUCGUCAACCGCGGAGGCGAUAAGAAACUCAAGCCUGAAUAUGAUGCACUUACGAAGAUAAAGUCUAUUUUGGUUGACGAGAAAAAACACAUUAGAUUCGCAGACUGGAGCGCCGCUGAUAUAGAAGUCCUGAACAAAUACUUGUUUUUGACAUCCAAGCCCGCCCUGUAUUUAGUGAACUUAUCUGAAAAAGACUACAUUCGGAAGAAGAACAAAUGGUUACCCAAACUCAAAGAAUGGAUUGAUAAGAAUGAUCCUGGCGCUCCCUUAAUUCCAUUCUCUGGAGUUUUAGAAAGCAAACUAAUGGAAAUGGAUCCGGAGGAAAAAAAAGCGUACUUGAAAGAACACAACAUUACAAGCGCGUUAGAUAAAAUUAUCGUCCAAGGAUACAAAGCACUGCAGUUAGAAUACUUCUUCACUGCUGGUCCCGAUGAAGUGAAGGCCUGGACUAUUCAGAAAGGAACGAAGGCGCCGCAAGCCGCUGGCAGGAUCCACACUGACUUCGAGAAGGGCUUCAUCAUGGCUGAAGUGAUGCACUUCAAGGACUUCAGAGAGGAAGGCACCGAGGCCGCCUGCAAGGCCGCCGGCAAAUAUCGCCAACAAGGUAAUUAUUUACUUGAUUCUCACUGA
This is a messenger RNA of Ostrinia furnacalis (Asian corn borer), 1029 nucleotides long. Its product is annotated as obg-like ATPase 1. NCBI's taxonomy places the organism in Eukaryota, Metazoa, Arthropoda, Insecta, Lepidoptera, Crambidae. Gene Ontology annotation, cellular component: cytoplasm. The annotation marks the transcript as partial. The record is from RefSeq and is a predicted model, not a curated record. Gene Ontology annotation, molecular function: ATP binding; GTP binding; ATP hydrolysis activity. The transcript is spliced from 8 exons.